AUGUUUAGUUGCCUCGUGGGUCUGGGGUGGCGCGGGUUGGUCCCCCUCGCGUUCCGUAGCUCAGGUCAAGCGCGAAGCUCGUCUUGUCCGAUGGACCUGGGGUCCCUUCGGAAAAGCUACCGGGGAGAUGAGGAGGCUUUUGAGGAGAAAGACCUUUCCUCCCUUGACCCCAUUAAGCAGUUCUCUGUAUGGUUCGAAGAGGCUUUGAAGUGUCCCUCCAUUGGGGAAGUCAAUGCAAUGUGUUUGGCCACCUGUACAAGGGAUGGAAGGCCCUCUGCGCGAAUGCUCCUUUUGAAGGGGUUUAGCCAGGAAGGCUUUUGCUUCUUCACCAACCAAGAGAGCCGUAAAGGAAGGGAACUGGACUCCAAUCCAUUUGCUUCACUUGUCUUCUACUGGGAGCCCCUCAAUCGCCAGGUGCGGAUUGAGGGCUCCGUGGAGAGGCUGCCCGAUCAGGAGUCUGAGAAAUACUUCUACUUGCGACCGAAGAGCAGCCAAAUUGCGGCUGUUGUGAGCAAUCAAAGUACAGUGAUUGCAGGCAGAGAGUAUUUGCGGAAGAGAAAUGCAGAAUUGGAAGAGGUGUACCGUGAGGCCACAGUGCCUAAGCCGGCUUACUGGGGAGGCUACAUCCUGAAGCCAGACGUCAUAGAGUUCUGGCAGGGCCAAACCAGCCGUCUGCAUGACCGCAUCGUCUUCAGAUACCUCCAGAGCAGCAGCGCACCCUUGGGGCCCAUGACCCACAAAGGGGCUGGCAACUGGGUGUACGAGAGACUUUCGCCUUGAAAACUUGGGGC
This is a messenger RNA of Euleptes europaea (tarantolino), 791 nucleotides long. RefSeq names its product pyridoxamine 5'-phosphate oxidase (gene PNPO). The coding region runs from base 1 to 780 and encodes 259 amino acids. NCBI's taxonomy places the organism in Eukaryota, Metazoa, Chordata, Lepidosauria, Squamata, Sphaerodactylidae. The record is from RefSeq and is a predicted model, not a curated record. Gene Ontology annotation, molecular function: pyridoxamine phosphate oxidase activity; FMN binding. Gene Ontology annotation, biological process: pyridoxal 5'-phosphate biosynthetic process; pyridoxine biosynthetic process. The transcript has 7 exons.